CUUCCUACAACCACAUACACAACGCAGCGGAGAGAAGUUCUCCUGCACAGCAAGGAUGAGACUCACGGCUGACCUCAUAAACAACUCCCUAUCCUAUCUCAAUCCCCUGAAAGAACGUGAACUUGACCUACGAGGCCAUAAAAUUCCCACAAUCGAGAACCUGGGUGUCGCCGGGCCCCAAGAUGCAAUUGACUUCACCGACAACGACAUUACUACCCUCACAAAUUUCCCUCUUUCACCACGAUUGAACACAUUACUGUUUGCACGAAAUCGGAUACAGUCGGUAGACAGGAGAAUAGCAGAACAAAUACCUAAUCUGACGACGCUGGUCUUGACGGGUAACCAUGUCAAAGAGCUGGGUGAUUUGGAAGGUUUGACCGGAUGCGGAAGACUGACACAUUUGAGUCUGCUGGAAAACCCGGUGACGAGAAAAGAGCACUACAGAUUGUAUCUCAUCUGGUCCAUGCCGUCAGUACGGUUCCUCGACUACCAGAAAGUCAAACGGGCGGAGCGACAACAAGCCAAUGACCUGUUUGGAACGGCGGAUGCACCGACUGAACUAGCGGCCAAGAUCAAAGGAACCAAGACUCGCUCAUUUGAAGUUGGCGCUGGUGUCAACGGCACGGCUGAGGGCAAGCGGAAGGGCGUACGCACUCAACUUACGGAGACGGAGAAGAAGAGAGUGCAAGAGAUGAUCAAGAAUGCAAAGAGCCUUGCGGAGAUCACGAGGAUAGAGAAAGAUCUUGCUGAAGGAAGAAUACCUGCUGGUGCAGCCGAUGCGGACAGGAUGGUGUCGUAGGUUCAGUAUCAGCGUGGCAGGCUUGCACCAUUGUAUUUGUAUCAUAACGAUGAUCAUUUCGAAUGCAGAGUGGUUCUCUGGCUUCUCUGUC
Messenger RNA from Exophiala viscosa, 890 nucleotides. RefSeq names its product U2 small nuclear ribonucleoprotein A. Lineage: Eukaryota; Fungi; Ascomycota; Eurotiomycetes; Chaetothyriales; Herpotrichiellaceae. Gene Ontology annotation, biological process: mRNA splicing, via spliceosome. Gene Ontology annotation, cellular component: U2 snRNP. Bases 56 to 799 code for a protein of 247 amino acids. The transcript is spliced from 3 exons. Gene Ontology annotation, molecular function: U2 snRNA binding; protein binding. The record is from RefSeq and is a predicted model, not a curated record.